AUGUUCCCGAGGCACACGGCAACCCGAACAAAAAAAAAGGAGGAUUCUCAAAACCAUAACAAGAACAGCUUUUGGGCUAUCCCGGUAGACUGCCCCUGGGACAGAUUGACGUGCCGUGGCGCGGCUGAGGGGGGACAUCUUGAUGUCCUGCAACGGGCGAGAAUCAACGGAUGCCCCUGGGACGUAGACACGUGCUUUGGCGCGGCUGAGGGGGGACAUCUUGAAGUCCUGCAAUGGGCGAGAAGCAACGGAUGCCCCUGGGACGAAGGCACGUGCCGUAGCGCGGCUGAGGGGGGACAUCUUGAAGUCCUGCAAUGGGCCAGAAGCAACAGAUGCCCCUGGGACGAAGGGACGUGCCUUGUCGCGGCUGAGGGGGGACAUCUUGAUGUCCUGCAAUGGGCGAGAAGCAACGAAUGCCCCUGGGACGAAGGGACGUGCAGUGAGGCCGCUUCGGGGACAUCUUGA
Molecule: messenger RNA, 465 nt
Organism: Ectocarpus siliculosus
Lineage: Eukaryota; Phaeophyceae; Ectocarpales; Ectocarpaceae
Source: the annotation of a GenBank genome assembly